Messenger RNA from Vigna unguiculata (cowpea), 1822 nucleotides. RefSeq names its product type I inositol polyphosphate 5-phosphatase 8-like. NCBI's taxonomy places the organism in Eukaryota, Viridiplantae, Streptophyta, Magnoliopsida, Fabales, Fabaceae. Gene Ontology annotation, molecular function: phosphatidylinositol-3,4,5-trisphosphate 5-phosphatase activity; phosphatidylinositol-4,5-bisphosphate 5-phosphatase activity; inositol-polyphosphate 5-phosphatase activity. The record is from RefSeq and is a predicted model, not a curated record. Gene Ontology annotation, biological process: phosphatidylinositol dephosphorylation.
AUUGCAUCACUUACCCUUCACCCUCUUCACCUUCUUAGCUACUUCUCUUCAGUUUUGACUAAGAAAAAAAAAAAAAUGUUGAAAACUGUGUUUUGUUAGUUUCCCUCUCUUGUGUUUAACGAUCAAACCAAUACACUGACCAACCCCUUCUUAAGCCACAUCACUUCCUCUUGUUGGUUUACUUCUAAGGGCGAUUAACACAAUAACCCUUCACAUAUCACAUCAAGUUGUCAUCUUUUAACUGAAUUUGUAUGUAAAAGGAACUUCUCGGAGAGAGGGCACCCUCCUUUCUUGUCAUGGAGGUGGAGAAUCAGAAGGCAAGAAAGUAUCAUCACAGGCUCCGCAAUUGGUUCAACAGCAAGCAGAAGGAAGAAAAUAGACCUUCAUCAUUCAGUUUGAACGAGAUUCAAGGUUUAUAUAUAUACGUGUGUGUGUGUUUUUUGUAUGGAGCAGAAGAUGAGAGUGAUGACUAUGAAGGCAACCUUUCCCUUCGCUCACUGGAAUUGGAUCCAUGCAUUUCAACAAAUGAACUAAGGAUCUUUGUUGGUACAUGGAAUGUUGCUGGUAGAUCCCCUGUAGGAAGUUUGGCUGUUGACUUGGACGAGUGGUUGAAUCUCAAGAAUGCUGCAGAUAUAUAUGUUCUUGGGUUUCAAGAGAUUGUACCUCUGAAGACCUUAACUGUGAUAGGAGCAGAGGAUCCAGCAGUGGCAACAAGCUGGAACCAGUUAAUAGGGAAAACUCUGAAUGCAAAGUUUGGAUGUCCAUGGAUGACACCAGUGCUGAAUUCUUCAUCACUGUUAUCAUGUGAUGACAGCAGUUAUCAGUAUGUGGAGAAUCCAAACAGCAGAGGUGGCAACAGCAACAGAGACAAGUACACACUAGUGGCCAGCAAGAAGAUGGUUGGAGUGUUCAUAAGUGUGUGGCUGAGGGAAGAGGUGUUGAGGAAGUACAGUGUCUCAAAUGUGAGAGUGUGCUCAGUGGCAUGUGGGGUGAUGGGGUACUUGGGAAACAAAGGAUCAGUGGCAGUUAGCAUGUCAAUUGAAGGGACAAGUUUUUGUUUUGUAGCAGCACACUUAGCAUCUGGUGAGAAGAAGGGUGAUGAAGGGAGAAGGAACCAUCAAGUAGCAGAGAUUUUUAGGAGAACCUCUUUUUCUAGGACCACAAAAGACCAUCAUUAUCCUCUAACCAUCUUAGGCCACGACCGAAUAUUCUGGUUUGGGGACCUCAACUAUAGGUUAUACUUGGAGGACAAUUUUGCAAGGCAUCUGAUAAGGAAACAAGAUUGGAAGGCUCUGCAAGAGUUUGAUCAACUCCAGAAAGAACUAGAAGAAGGUGGAGUGUUUGAGGGUUGGAAAGAAGGUGACAUAGAAUUUGCUCCAACAUAUAAAUACUCAUCUUCCACUACCAAUAGAUACUGUGGUAGCCUCCCAAACAGAUCAGGGGAAAAACAAAGAACUCCAGCAUGGUGUGACAGAAUUCUAUGGUAUGGCAAAGGAGUGGAGCAACUUAACUAUUUCAGGAGUGAAAGCAAGUUCUCUGAUCAUCGCCCAGUUUCAGCACUUUUCUCUACACAGAUUGAAAUCAAAUCAUCAAGCAGAGGACUUAUGGAGUUGCAGAAUAUACCUCAAACAGUGUUGAACCCCAAGAAUGGGAUGAACAGGGGAGUGGGAGAAGAAGAUGGAAAAUCUUCCUUAUUGUCACUGUUAACCAAGAAUGUACUAGAUGCUAACACAAACUUUAGAUUAAAGGGUUGACGCAUAUUUUCAAACAGGUCAUGGUCAUCACAAAAAUGAAUGAUUCGUAAUUGGUCUUCUUCCUAAAA